GCAAUGUCAGAUGAGCUGAGUGAUGUUGUAUUUCUCAAGGUGAAUGUUGACGACUGUGAUGAGAUUGCAGCAGAUUACGAUGUGUCUGCGAUGCCAACAUUUGUGUUUCUGAAAGAUGGGAAGAAGGUGGAUAAUCUGAUUGGAGCAAAUGUAGAUCAACUAAAAAGCAAGAUUGCGUCCAAUAAGUAAAUGAAUCUUGAUUCAUUAGUAUUGGCCUUUACGAUCACCACCAACUAAAUCUGCUUUAGCAUGUUAACCAGUAAUUUAGAUACUUUCUUCUAUAAUUCUGGUACAUGCAUGUAGUACUAAUAGAUAGUAUCAGGUGUAGUUACUGAAUUUUGUGGCUUAUAAGAUGCUCCGAUACAUUGCACGCACCCACAAAUAUAAGAGGAAGUAAUCUUUAUAGCAAUCUUUAAAAAAACACUGCAAUAGGUCUCCUCACUAAAGGGUAUAUAAUAUUGUCAUUAUAAAUAAAGCCACACCCGUGUUUGUUACUCUGUUUUAUCUCGAACUUCCCGCAAUUCAAAAGCCUUUCACUUUAUCAGCACUGAUUAUUAUUAUACUGUGUAAUACUUAAAAAUGGCCACUGCAUCGACAUUCAGCUUAUAGGACACCAAGUUGGAUGAACAAUUUUGUGGAUAAAUGGCAUCCAUCCUAUAAGUCACAAAAUAAGGCAGUUUCUUGUUUUUUUUUACAAGUAAGCAUUUGUCUGUAUCAUGAAAUAUGCAGUGUAACAACUGACUUAACAGACAUUUCCUCAGAAAAUGAAUAUUAGGUAAGACAUGGAAUGUUAGCAGUCACAAGACUGCAUUAUUGCAGUACCUUAAAUGAUUGUUAUUGCAAAUUGGAACUAGAUAUAGUAGCAUCACUAGGCUUUAUGAACAUCUAGCUAUUAAAUAAUAAUUCUUCCAAUUGGAUCAUUUUUA
Molecule: messenger RNA, 926 nt
Organism: Priapulus caudatus
Lineage: Eukaryota; Metazoa; Priapulida; Priapulimorpha; Priapulimorphida; Priapulidae
Product: thioredoxin-2-like
Source: RefSeq, a predicted model, not a curated record